This is a messenger RNA of Quercus lobata, 1774 nucleotides long. RefSeq names its product probable serine/threonine-protein kinase PBL7. Gene Ontology annotation, biological process: protein phosphorylation. Lineage: Eukaryota; Viridiplantae; Streptophyta; Magnoliopsida; Fagales; Fagaceae. The record is from RefSeq and is a predicted model, not a curated record. The transcript has 6 exons. The coding region runs from base 203 to 1492 and encodes 429 amino acids. Gene Ontology annotation, molecular function: protein kinase activity; ATP binding.
AACGUUGAGAUUCUAUUAACCAUCGUGUUCUCAACGUUCAUUUCUAGGAAGACGUGCGUUUGAGACUUGGAACCCAACAUUUCCUGAUUGAUUUCCCUUCCUACAUUGUAACUGGUGUGCACACACGUAUACCUUUCUCGGCCUUUUGGCUAAGAUCAAGUGUGCACACACGUUGUCCCAACACAACAGGAAGCAAGAAAGAAUGAGCCGUUGUUUUGGGUUUCGGAAAAAAUGGAAGGAUAUAAAGCUGAAGCUUGAGGAUGAGGUUAAGGAUAAUCGCAAGCCUGCAAUAAAAAAUGUUCAUGAUGCAUUAUCUUCAGAAUCAAGACUGGGAUCAAAUCCCCCAAAGGAUGAGUCAAAAAAUCCUGACAAGCCUCCAACAUACACCUAUCGAGAGCUUGCAACUGCAACAAAUAACUUUAGGGAAGAAAGCUUUAUUGGGGAGGGUGGAUUUGGGCUUGUGUACAAGGGAAAGUUAGAAAGAACUGGUCAGGUUGUAGCUGUUAAGAAACUUAACCAUUCAGGUCUCCAAGGGGACCCGGAAUUUCUGGUGGAAGUUCUCAUGCUUACUCUUCUGCGUCACCCUAACCUUGUCACAUUGUUUGGUUACUGUGCUGAAGGGAAUCAGCGUCUUCUUGUAUAUGAAUAUAUGUCCUUAGGAUCCUUGGAAGAUCACCUCCAUGAUCUUCGACCAGAUAAGGAGCCUUUAGACUGGAACACUAGGAUGAUGAUAGCUGCUGGUGCAGCCAAAGGAUUGGAGUUUCUGCACCAUCAAGCAGAACCUCCUGUUAUAUUCAGGGACUUAAAGUCAGCUAACAUAUUAUUGGGUGAGGGGUUCCAUCCAAAACUUUCUGAUUUUGGGCUAGCAAAAUUUGGUCCAAGUGGUGAUAAGUCGCACGUCUCCACCAGAGUCAUGGGCACUCAAGGUUACUGUGCCCCUGAAUAUGCUACAACUGGAAAAUUGACAUCAAAAUCUGACAUCUACAGUUUUGGGGUAGUUUUGUUGGAGCUGCUAACUGGACGGAAAGCACUAGAUGACAACUAUGGUCGUGAUAAACAGCUUGUUGAGUGGGCACGUCCUAUGUUGAAAGACCGCACGAGAAUUACACAGUUAGCCGAUCCACUGCUGAGAGGUCAGUUCCCAGAAUCUGUCUUUAAGAAGACCGUAGAUGUGGCAAUCUUGUGUCUCCAAGAAAAGGCCAAUAAUCGGCCUUGCAUGCAGGAUGUGGUGACUGCUUUGAAUUACCUAGCUUCCCGCAAGUAUAACCCAAAUAAGGCUAACACGGCUGAAAUUAAGGGCAUUGAAGAUUACUCUUCAAGUGGAACAAACACGUCAACCAUAGGCUCUCCAAUUGGAACAAAGUUGUUGAACAUAGGUGUAGACCGCGAGCAAGCUGUUGCAGAGGCCAGGAUGUGGGGAGAGACCUGGAGAGAAAAACGACGAAAAAGUGCAAAUAGUAGUCCUGAAUCUCAUGAUGGCUUAUAUACGUAGUUAAGCAUAAUUCCUUCCUUGUUGUUUUCAUUGUUUAAAAAAUUUAGUGAGUAGAGAAAUUAUGCCAUAAAAAAAAAAAAAAAAAAAAAAAAAAAAAAAAAAACUAGAAUAUAAAAUGUAAGUGGAGAAAAUAGGAGAUUGAGACCAUAGCUUAGUUUGAAGGGGAUAGUCAAGGAUGAGAGAAAGUCUGAGAGCUCUAGCAAGGUAUAGGUUCAUUAUAGAGUCAUUGUUGAAAGUGAAACUGAUUCCGGUUUAGCAAUAUACCUCUUUCUUUAUUUCCCC